Messenger RNA from Drosophila mojavensis, 1843 nucleotides. RefSeq lists its product as uncharacterized. The transcript has 4 exons. NCBI's taxonomy places the organism in Eukaryota, Metazoa, Arthropoda, Insecta, Diptera, Drosophilidae. The record is from RefSeq and is a predicted model, not a curated record. Bases 1179 to 1763 code for a protein of 194 amino acids.
UAAUACGUAAAAACACUUCGUUUUUCAAAUUAGUUGCAUUUUGUCUUAGCUCGUGAAUAAUGAGAGUGCUUACAAGUCUCUUAAUUAUAUGUGGCCUGGCUCCUACUUUGAUGGUCCAGGCUAAAAUUGAAAAGAUACCCGUGUUUGAAAAGUUACGGGAACAUUUCUACUCCCAAGUUGAUUCAGUUGACUGGAGCCCGUUAAUUAAAGAAUACGUUGUUGACGGCUAUCUACGUGUACCGAAAACAAUAUUACGAAUGAAUCAUGUUAUCAAUUAUCUAGCCGAAGCUGCGAAAAAAACCGCCGCCCUACAAGCGGCCAAGAAGAGAGCUUUAAACUUUAUUGAGAUAAUCAUAAAGUUAUCUAUGAAAAAAAUGGGAUCAGCGAUCAAUAGAAUGAGAUACAAAUUAAUUGUACACUUCCAGGACAAGUACAGUCCGAUCACAACGCCAGCGAGCCUGGGCUAUUUGGAAGCCACUCAAAGCACUGAUGACUACACGACACCGUCCUAUGAUAAUUAUACAAUAUAUGAAGUGGAUAGAGAGAAUAUCGAGAAGGGAUAUUCAAAAUUAUUCAAUGAUUACAGUAUCGACUGGCCGUAGGAAUAAUAGUUUAUAGACAUGUCCAGAAUUCACUAUCGAUGCCCGUUGAUGCAAAUUAUACAAAUAUUUUGUUAUUAUUAAACCAAAAAUCAUUAAAUAUAUUUCAUAAUGUGCAUUUAACUAAAUACUAUCUAAAAAUCAUCGUGGGAAUGAAUUCCUUUUUAGCCAGGAACAUCGCAUAGAAGGGUGAUUCUGAAAUGAGUUGGUUAUUUAAUAUUACAAAAUUUAUUUUAUAUUAUUUUUUCCUAGUUACUACAUCCUUUUGUGAGAAUCACAUAGAAGAGCAAGGGUACAAGACUAUUGUAGACAAUAGAAGUCAUUUUACAUUCGUUAAACAUUUCUUUGAAGCAAAUAAGUAGAACAAAAAAAAACUAAACUAAGCAAUAAAAAAUUGCGAUCAACAAUAACAACAACCCAGUGCGAACCUUCACCUAUUGCAUGAUGCCUUGAAAAGUCAAUAAAUGUCGGCUCAUAACUUAGGCUUAGCAGGGACAGCUUAUCAGAGAACUGUGAGCGCUUUAUAAGGCAGCUGUGGCUCAUCGUCUGCCAACAGUUGGAAGCUAGAAGUUCGCCGUCAUGUCAAGAAUGAUCAAAGCAGUGGAGCUAUCGCUGGUGUUGUUGCUGAUGCCAAUGCUGAUGCAGUGCAUCCCAGAAGUGGCAAUCAGUCAUAUGCAGCAGCUGCUGCAGCUGGACAGCAUAAUUACGAACAGGAUCAGCAUCGCGUUGCAGCAGUUGAGAAAUCAAACUGAAAGUAAGGAGCAGCAAUAUGAACGCCUGGAAAUCGCAUUGGCGUUGCCCAUUUCUCAGCUAGACGAAAAGAUUAGGAUUUACAACGAGUAUCUCGCCUACGAUGCGAUUCGUGAAAAGCAACAGCAACAGCAGCCAGACAACUUGGAGGCAUCCGGCUACGAUCGGGCAGAUGUCUUAGUCGAUAUCAGCGAUAAGGAUAAACAACGUACCGCAGCGUAUAGCGCCUUUGAGAAACGGGUGCUCAAACUACUGAAGAGACUGGACGUCUCCGAUGCAUUCACGAAGCGCGUCUUCAAAGCCAUUUUUAGCGAUGAGGAGCAACUGAAGAAGUUAAAGAAGAAACUCGACAGCCUGGGCGAUGACGCCGACUCGAACUGCUGUCUGUGGGACUUCAUAUUUGGUUUAUACUGAAACAAAAACGAAAAAAAGAAUUUUUUACUCGAUGUAUUUCGACUGAGCUCCAGUUUAUAUAUUUCAAUAUUGAAUUAUUU